This is a messenger RNA of Arachis stenosperma, 681 nucleotides long. RefSeq lists its product as uncharacterized. Bases 1 to 681 code for a protein of 226 amino acids. The record is from RefSeq and is a predicted model, not a curated record. The transcript has a single exon. Lineage: Eukaryota; Viridiplantae; Streptophyta; Magnoliopsida; Fabales; Fabaceae.
AUGGGUGCCAUACCGGAAAAAUGUGGGGAUCUAGGUCCAUGCAUGGUUACUUGUAUUAUUGAUGGUGUACAAUUUUUUGACUGCAUGUGUGAUUUAGGCGCAUGUGUGAGUAUUAUGCCAUUAUAUGUAUAUGAUGCCUUGAGGCUCCCUCCCUUAAAAAGGUCGGCAGCACGUUUUGUUUUGGCAGAUAAGAGCAUUAUCUCAGUGGCUGGAAUUACUGAGGACGUACCAGUGAGCAUUAAGGGGCUAAUAUUUCCUAUUGACUUCUACAUUUUGGAGAUGCCCCCUAAUGAAUCAGGAAGACCAUCAUCCAUCCUGCUUGGAAGGCCAUUUCUGAAGACUUCAAGGUUCAAAUUAGACGCCUUCUCAGGAACUUAUUCUUUUGAGAUAGAUGGCAGUACAGUGAGCUUUAACCUGGAUGAAGCUAUGAAGUACUCACCGAAAGAUCACUCCAUCUUCCAGUGUGACAUUAUUAAUGAGACUGUGGCUGAAGUUCACCAAGAAGAGGUAGAAGAGAUGCUUAUGGAGCAAGAGGCAAGUGUGGGGACACCCCCUGAGCUUACUGAAGAUAACUUGCCACCACAAAUGGCUCUAGAUGAUCAAGAACCUAGCCAUGAACAGAAAAUGGAGUUGAAGCCCCUUCCACCCCACCUUAAGUAUGCUUACCUUGAGGAUAAUUAG